Messenger RNA from Dictyostelium discoideum AX4, 4575 nucleotides. Its product is annotated as DUF1683 family protein. Gene Ontology annotation, cellular component: Golgi apparatus. NCBI's taxonomy places the organism in Eukaryota, Evosea, Eumycetozoa, Dictyosteliales, Dictyosteliaceae. The record is from RefSeq and is a predicted model, not a curated record. The transcript has 3 exons. Bases 1 to 4575 code for a protein of 1524 amino acids.
AUGAAUGAAUUACCAGAUGAUCUUGUACUUUCACCACAACCAUUAAUUGGUUUAAUUGGAUGUCAAUCAUUACAUUCACAAAUUAUUGAUUGUUUAUCAACAAAGAAUGUAACAGAUUUUGAAAGGAUUCAUCCAACAACACCAUCAAAUAAUAAUACACCAAUUUUAACAUCAACUAUUGGUGGUGAUAAUAGAAGGAAUAGUGGUCAAUAUUCAUCAUCACCAUCAAUUGAUCCAUUUUCAAUUUUACAUAACAAUAACAAUAAUAAUACUUCAAAUUAUAGUAAUAGUCCAUCAUCACUAUCAAAUCAAUUGGGUGAAUUAUCAUUACAACAAAAAUCAUUAUCACAAUUUGAUGAAUUAUGGAAAUCACCAACUCAAAAAGUUGGUACACCAAUUUUAACAUCAGCAGCAACAGGUGGUGAAGCAGGUGGAUGGAGAUUUCAAAAUUCAAAUAUACCAUUAUUUAAAACAGUACCAUUAGAAACUGAUUCAUUAUCAUUUAAAAAAGAAAAAAAAGUUGAAGUUAAUCCACAUCCAAUGGGUAUUUUAAAAGCAAAUUGGAUUCAUAAACAUACAUUUUCAAUACCAUCUGUAGUUUCAUUAUUCCUUCAAUGGCCUGAUGAUAAAAAUAAUUCUAAAGCUCAUGAUCAAAUGUUACAACAAGUUGAUUUAGUUAGAACAAAUAUGAAAAGUAGAAAUAUUAAAUUAAUAGUUAUUAUUGUAACAUCAAUAGUAUUAGAUCAUGAAGAAAAAGUUAACACUAUUAGAAAGAAAGCAGAUAUUGAUCCAAAAUACUUUUUAUUCUUAAAUAAACAAGAUAUAAAACCAUUUGUAAAGAAAUGGGAAAGAUUAGCUUUAGAAUUAUCUGAACAAUAUUAUAAAGAAAUGUGUCAAUAUACAAAAUCACAAAUUGCAAAAUCAAAUCAUCCUUUCCUUUCAAUUCGUUAUAAUUUUAAAAUAGCUUUUUAUUCUGAAUUUUUCAGAGGUGAUAAUUCUACAAGUUUAAAGUAUUAUAGAGAUUGUUAUAAUUUAUUAAAUUAUAAAUCAAAUAAUGAUAGUAGAGGCAUUAGGUUUGCAGAGAUUAGAAGUUUAGCAUCAUUUUUUAAUUUUAAAAUUUGUAAAAUAUCAAUGUUAAAUAGCGAUAUAGCAACCACUACCACCACACCAACAAAUACUACACCAAAUACACCAAAUUCAAUAACGACAAAUCCAUCAAUAUCUAUAACACCUUCAAUACCAAUUUUGGCGACAACAACAUUAACAACAUCUACACCUGGUGGUACAAUUCUAUCACCAACUGGUACACCUGGAAUGAUGCAACAACCAUCAUCACAACAACAACAACAAGCACAAUUUAGUACAUCACCAUUACAAUCACAAUAUCAACCUUCAUAUUUACAACAACAAUCAUUACAACCAUCACAGCCACAACAACAAAUUCAACAAAGUGGAACAGGUUUUUUUUAUCAACAACAACAACAAUCACAACAAUCACAACAAUCACAACAACAAAUAUUAUUACAACAACAACAAAAUCAAUUUGAAAAACAAAUUAAAUUAAUUCAAGAUUCAUUGAAUCAAUUUGAAAAACAUAUUAAAACAUUUAAAAUUUAUAUGGGUCCAGCUGAAAAGGAAUUCACUCAUUGUAUUUGGUUAGCAAGAGAGUAUCAAAUAUUUGCAGAGUUAUUAGAAUUAUGUCCAUCAAUUAUUAGAUCAAAUUUUAAUACAAAUCCUGGUUUUUAUUAUCAAAUUUCUGCAAAACAUCAAGGUAAUCGUAGAGAUAGUUUCAAAGCAUUAUCAAAUCAUUAUAAAGAGAAUGUUAAUGUUUUAGAAUAUCGUGAUAUUAAACCAAAGUUUGAUCUUUCAAAUUUAACAUAUAUUGGUCAACCACCACCAGUUGGUUCACAUCCACUUGAUGAUAAUAAUAAUAAUAAUAAUAAUACCAAUAAUACCAAUAAUAUUAGUAAUAAUAAUAAUACACAAUUACAAACAUAUGAAGAACAAUUAACAAUUGCAGAUGAAAAUGAUUUAUCAAAAUCAAUUGCAAUUGAAUUAUCAUUAAAUUAUACAAAUUUAAUAAUUAAAACAUUGGUUAAAGCAUAUGAUCAAUCAACUGUUAGUGGUAAUCAUCGUAUUUUAUCAUUCAUUGAAUCAUUAAUUGCUUAUGAAUAUUUCAUAUCGAAACAAUAUGAUUUAGCAUUGAAAUAUUAUAAUAAGAAUGCAUUUACAUAUCGUCGUGAGAAAUGGACAACUUUAUUAACUCAUAGUUUAUCAAUGCUUUUGAAAUCUGUACACUAUUUAAAUUUACCAACAAAUUAUAUUGGUUACGCUUUGGAUUAUCUAUCACCAGAAUUAAAUAAUACAGUAGCGGAUAGAGCAAAUAUUCAAAAUACCAUCAUUCAUAUUCUAACUGAUGGUGCUCAAAAAUUGUCACCACCAUUAUCAUUGGAGAAAUCAUUGGAUAUCAAUAUGGAUCAUGUUCAUCCAUUAUUAGAUUGUAGAGUUCAGUUCCCUUCUUCUUUCACUUUUACAAAUUCAACCACAGAAUUUUAUGUUGUAAUUGGGUCACAUUUUCCAAACCCAAUUAGAUUCUCUGCUUUAAAAGUUAUUUUCUCUGAGAAAUCUUAUAAUAAAUCAAUUCAUGAUAAACAACCAAUUCAAUCACCAAUCAAUCAAUCAACAAUUAAAAGAGAUGAUCAUAGCAGACAAGAUUUAAUUUUCCUUCCUGAUGAAUCUAGAUUAUUCACUUUUAAACUUGAAGUAGCAAAAGAGAAAAUGGAAUUAGAAUGUUUAUCAGUAAUUUUAGAAUUGGGUAAUAUUGGUUCACCAACAAAAACUAUAAACUUUGUUUGGAAUGUUCAAGAAUGGGCAAUUAAAUCUGAUGAAACUGAAAUUGAAAAGAAAAUUAAAGAUCCAUCAUCAUUAUUAAUUUCAACAACAACAACACCACCAAUUCAAAACAAAUUAAAAGAUAAAAAUAUUAAAACAACACAACAACAACAACAACAACAACCACCAAAAACUUUAGAGAAAUUAAAUCCAUAUAAAAAGUUUUUAGAAAGAUCAUCAAUUAGAAUACUUGAUCAUGAAUCAUUAAUUCAAAUUAAAUGUAAUCAUAGUUCACCUGCAAUUGUAAAUGAAUUUUAUGAAAUUGAAUUAGAAAUUAUAAAUAAUGAUGCUGAAAUUAAAGGUGGUACAAUUAGAUUUGAAAUUCAACAAUCACAACAAACUACAACUCUACUACAACAGAAUCCACAACAACCAUUACCACAAACUCAACACUCACAUCAUCAUCAUCAACAACAACAACAACAACAACAACAACAAUUACAACAACAACAAUUACAACAACAACAACAACAACAACAAUUACAACAACAACAACAAUCAGUUAAUAUUAUUAAUAUUAAUAAUCAAUCAUGUGAAAAAGGAAUUUAUUUAGAACCAAAUAGAUCAACACCAUUAAGUGAAAUGAAAUUAACAACGAUUAAAGAAACAAAGAGUUUUAAGAAAAUGUUUUAUGUUUAUUCUUCAGUUGUUGAUGAAAAUAAAUUAUUAAUUAGUAUUAGUUAUGAAACUAAAACUGGUGAAAUAUCACAUACAUCAAAGUUAUUUACAAUUCCUGUAGUUGUUGGUUUCAAUACACAAUUCCAAUUCUUUAAUGAACAUUUACAAUUGAUUACUGAUCUCUAUGAUCAAGGUGUACAAACUAGAGAGAAUCUUUUAUUAUUAAGUGAAAUUAAAUCACAAUUACCUUUUAAUAUUAUAAUUGAAAAUACAAAAUUAUCAAUUUCAACUGCUGCUGAAUCUGCAAGAAAUGCAACUUUAUUAUCACCAAAUGUUGCUAAUAAUAAUCCUAAUACUCCAAAUAAUAAUCCAAAUAAUAAUAAUCCAAAUAAUAAUCCAAAUAAUCCAAAUAAUAAUAGUGGUGGUGUAAAUAAUAAUAUUAUAAAUAAUCUUAAUAUGAUUUUAGAUGAUAGCAUUAAUAAUUUACCAGUUGCACAAUUAUUAUCAGAUUCAAAUAAAUUAUUAAAAGAUGUUGAAUUAUCAAAAAAUACAACUUAUAGUGGUUGGUUUAAUUUGAUACCAUUGGUAAUUAGUGAAUCUAUUAGUUUUGGUUCUUUUAUUAUUGAAUGGAGAAGAAAAGGUCAAUCAAGUAAAAUCAUUUCAACAUUACCAAUUCAAUUACCAUAUAUUAGAACAACACCAAAUCCAUUCCUUGCAAAAGUUCAUGUACCUUCUUUUGGUAUAGUCGGUCAACCAUUAACCCAAUCGAUUAUCAUUAAAAAUAAUACAAACUUUUUACAAGAAUUUGAUCUACAAGUUAUUAAUCCACCAAGUUAUGGUAAUUCUGAUAUUCCUUUCUUCUUUUCUGGUGAUAAACAAUCAACUUUCUCAAUUCAUCCCGAUUCUACUCAUGAAAUUAAACAUAUUCUAUUACCUUUAGUUGCUGGUAAAUUAAAUUUACCUCAUUUUAAAAUUAUCUCUAAACGUUUUAACAAAGAAUUAUCAAAAACUAAAAAUACAAAUAAUUUUAUUUUUGUAAAACCAAAUUUAAAUUGGAAUCAAUAG